AUGUUUGGCGCUGGGCUAGUUUUUCUGGGUGUCGCGUUAUUUAAUGGUAUUCUUGCGCAGUCCUCCAGCAGCCCUACGGUUGAUGUGGGAUAUGUGACGUACCUCGGCAACCAGUCUUACCCGAAUACGGUGGCCUAUCUUGGGAUACCUUAUGCCGAACCUCCUGUGGGCGAUUUGCGCUUCCGUGCAACCGUCCCACUGAAUACAACGCGUGUAAGUGAAGCGGCUGGCGGCCAGGUAGUAAACGCGACAUACUAUCCGAACUUUUGCAUCCAAGGAACGACCGGUGCGGGCGAUGCAGGAGGAGCAGGAUCGGAGGAUUGCUUAAAUGUGAAUAUCUAUGCACCCUAUGGUGCCCAAGAAGGCGACAACCUGCCUGUCCUUUUCUAUAUUCAUGGCGGAGGAUACGUCUACGGGAACCCUCGGAAUUGGCCCUUUGAUGGGUGGAUCCAUCAAAGCCCGAAUGUCGUCAUCGUGUCUGUCUAUUACCGUCUCGAUUCGUUCGGUUUCCUUGCAGCCCCUGAGUUCACCGAUCCCACUUAUGGCGAUUUUAACGCCGGAUUUUUGGACCAGAUUCAAGCCCUGAAAUGGGUCAAGUCGUACAUCAGCAAGUUCGGCGGGGACCCAACCAAGGUUACAAUAAACGGACAGAGCGCUGGCGGUAGUUCGGUGGAACUACACAUGGUGGCCAACGAAGGCGAACAGCUGUUUUCCAGUGGAAUCGCUCAGAGCGUCUUCAGAACACCUCUAGCCACCCCCGAGGAACAGCAGCCUCUCUUCCAAUUCUACGCGUCAUAUGCAGGAUGUGGGACGGGCACUGUGGCCGACCAGAUGGUCUGUCUUCGUAAUGCGAGCGUCAGCGCGCUUGCGCGGGCACAGGAUGCCGCAGUGCAGGGAAAAUUCUCCGGACUGUACAACUCAUUCCAUCCCGUCUUGGAUGGCGUUUUAUUCACCGGAUACCCGACGGAAAUGUUCCAGCGCGGGGAGUUCACCCACGUACCGCUCAUUGUCGGUUCGACUUCAAACGAAACACUGUCUGGAGGGACGAACAUAUCACUAGCGCUUGAAGAGUACUUCCCGUCACUUACCGAAGCAGACAUUCAGGAAUUCGUGUGGCUUUAUCCAGCAGAUGAGUUUGACUCCCCGAGUCAACAGUUUCAGGUCGCUACAGGCGAACCGGACGUGAUUUGUGGUCGCGAGGCCAUGGGCGGGCCAUCUUCAAUCUAUUCCAAUACAUGGACAUACCGUUACAACACACCUAAUCCGACCAGUGGCAGCGACGUCGUGGCCCACGCCGCUGAGAAUUGGAUGAUGUUUGACGGCACGAACACAGGAUAUAACGGGACCACCACAUUCACGCCCCAGACUCCCGCCGAGCUCGCGUUCGCAUCGGAGCUGAUCGCCUACUGGCUCUCGUUUGUGCGCUCCGGGAACCCGAACACGUACAAGCUGGACAUGUCCCCGACGUGGGAGCAGUAUGCGGAGACGGUUCCGAUCCGCAUGGUCCUGAUGCAGAACCCGCAAAACUUGACGAAUGUUAGUGGUAGUUACAUGGAGAGGCAGCCGGACCUGGAGACGGUCAGGUGUCUGUUUGCGAUCAGCAUGGUAGAGGCUUGUGAGAAUUGA
Fibroporia radiculosa is the source of this 1626-nucleotide messenger RNA. RefSeq lists its product as uncharacterized. NCBI's taxonomy places the organism in Eukaryota, Fungi, Basidiomycota, Agaricomycetes, Polyporales, Fibroporiaceae. The transcript has 9 exons. The record is from RefSeq and is a predicted model, not a curated record. Bases 1 to 1626 code for a protein of 541 amino acids.